Messenger RNA from Copidosoma floridanum, 3018 nucleotides. RefSeq names its product HIF prolyl hydroxylase (gene Hph). Gene Ontology annotation, biological process: cellular response to hypoxia. Lineage: Eukaryota; Metazoa; Arthropoda; Insecta; Hymenoptera; Encyrtidae. The record is from RefSeq and is a predicted model, not a curated record. Gene Ontology annotation, molecular function: ferrous iron binding; L-ascorbic acid binding; peptidyl-proline dioxygenase activity.
UUGUCCCGAGAGACUCACACCCAACUUUUUCUUGUUCCUUCUGCUACCGACCAAAAGAAUAGACAUAUAGCUAGUUGGUUCGUCGUCGCCUCUAGCUCUACGUCAUCACCACGAACAAAAAAUCUCUGUGUAAUUUGGUACGCCUAGGGACUAGGGACAGAUAGAGAGAUGCGUUCAAGACAAAGGUGUAUAUGUAUGUACAACAAAAGCAUCGCCUGAACUAAGAGUCACCUAUUGUCAUAAUUAAACUACGAGCAUCAACAGCCGGGCUGUGUAUGUGACUUGGGCCGCAGCAAAAAUGUCGGCGUCAGCUGCAUGAUAUCCACACGGCGCACAAACGACAGAGAAAGAGAGCAGCGAAUCCGAAGCAACAGCGGCAAGGAGAUUAGCUCGCAGGAGUAGGAGAAAAGACUACCGUGCGAGCCCACUCGAGCGCAAGACCGUAAUGUCAGAAGCAUCAUUGUCGUCGUCGUCAACGACAUCCAAAGCGUCCAAAGGUAAACGCAAAGGUAACAGUACAACUGGUGCCAGCGCCUCAGAACUCCAGCAGCUGCAGAACGGAACUGUGAGCAACCUGACAAAUACCUCUUUGGAAACAAACUGUCCUAUUUGUGGCGAAACAGACAGGGCAAAACUCCGAAACUGUUCGCGUUGCAAGGUAGUGUCCUACUGCACCAAGGAGCAUCAGACUCUGGACUACAAGGCUCACAAAAAACUCUGCAUAGAAGUUGACAAGGCACAGGAUCAAGUGAAGAAGCAACAAUUAAUAAAACAAUUGUUUGUUGAGACUGUGGCUAGAGUACCAGAGCGAGGAGAACCUGUUGGAAUUGGAGCAGUCAAAAGAAUAGGUCUUGAUAAAGAUCACAAAAAAUCGAACGUCAAAAAUAAGGAAAUAAAUCAAAAUCACGCAAAUAAAUCCGAAACUACAGAAACAAAUCGAAAUCACAGAGAAGACAAAGGAAUUAAUCUCCAUAAAAAAGAGAAAGGUGAUAACAAACCACCCAUUACCCACGAGGGUAGUUCAGAAGACACAAUACUCGAGUCAAGGGAAGAGCUCUUAAAUCCUUUACAGGAUUUAAAAGUGAUAAAUAACACGGCAACAACGACAACGCCAACAAUGCCUCGAGUCCAACCACAAGUCAAUGGGAUGAAGCAUUAUUCCGAAAUACAAUUAAGUUCAGAAAAUGCAACGUUUUCACAAGACGCAGAUACUAUGGACAACAUUGACCGUGUAUGUCUUGAAAUAAUAUACGAUAUGAACACGUAUGGAGUAUGUGUGGUAGAUGAAUUUCUUGGUAGGGAAAAAGGUGAAUCAGUGCUUAAGGAAGUUUUAAAUUUACACAAUCUUGGAUUAUUUAGAGAAGGUCAGUUGGUUUCUAACAGAGCAAGCAUUAAUCAAGCAAGAACAAUACGUGGUGAUCAAAUAGCGUGGCUGGAUGGCAAAGAAAGAUACUCCCAAAACAUCGGUAUGUUGAUAUCAAAAGUGGAUGCUAUAAUAAUGAGAGCGAAUCAGAUGUGCAACAAUGGCAAAUUGGGUGAAUACACAAUUACCAGCAGAACCAAGGCAAUGGUAGCCUGUUACCCCGGUAAUGGAUCGCACUACGUCAAACACGUGGACAAUCCAAAUCGUGACGGCAGGUGUAUCACCUCCAUAUACUACCUAAACAAAAACUGGAACGCACGAACAACAGGAGGUCUUCUCAGGAUAUUCCCGGAAGGGUGGGACCAAGUGGCCAACAUCGAACCAUGUUUCGAUCGUAUACUCUUCUUUUGGUCGGAUCGUAGAAAUCCUCACGAAGUCCAGCCGGCUUUCGACACGAGAUAUGCCAUAACAUUGUGGUACUUUGACGCGGCGGAAAGAUACGAGGCCAAUCUACGACGCCAAAAAGAACAGAUGAUGAUUAGAUAUGGCUGCAGCAAGGACCAAGAAGAGCAAAUUAAUAAGUCAUGAGAUGAAAAACUUGGAGGACUAAAGGACCGUCUGGCGACUGAAUUUGAUAAAGCGACACGUCAGUUGUUUGUAUCUCUCUGUAAAUAGUGACAAACACGCACACGCGCGAGAAUCUCUCUGCUACGGCUAUGAUCGUGUGUAUACUAUUGCGAAACACGACUAGUGUUUGCAAGCGUUUAUAUGUUGCGUAUUUUCUAGACAAAAACAGUAACCCGUGAGUUUCGGGAAUGGAGGAAUUGACUAGUUCUACGAUAAUAACUCAAGCUGGAGGGUUGAAAAUAAAUAAAAUAACACAACAAAACACACUAUACAGAAACGUGCAAUAGACUAGUAUUUCGAUUUUAUCUUCUCCGUUAUUUUGUGGACUCGUUCUGUUGAGAAAGCUUCUUUGCUGGCUUCGAUUGUUGUUACGGCGAUUGGAAAGGAUCGAUCAGAGGCAACUUCCUAAAAUUUGUCGUAUCUCUUAACAGACUAAUAUUCCUAGGGUGUUAAUAUUGUCUAGAGAGUUAUGUGAUUAAAAAAAUAAUGAUGAAACAGAAUGAUUCAAUACCAAGGGUGUCAAGUGCCUCGGUAUGUUAGAAUUGUGAUACGUAACUUGGUAAUCGCUAGAAAAAUUUGUUCUGAAUUUUUCGAAAUAUUUUUGACACGCUGUAAUUUUAAGAUUGAUCGGUAGAGUCGAUUCUAUAAUUUAUGUAUCAAAACAAAUUCAAUUAAUUAUUAACCGUGCUGUUCUUAAGUGAUAAUUGCGUAUGUAAUCGUUAUAUCGAAAAAUGUACAUUAUAGCUACGGUAUUUAAAAUUUAUAAAUACGUGUUUCUGAAAAUCGCAAGGUAACUCUUAAGAAUUUAAAUGCGCAGUUUAAAAAUUUCUCAUCCUUUUACAAUUGUUGGACAUAUGUUAAAUUAGAUUUAUUUUUCUUCGUACACACAAAAAAAACUUUGAAUAAUUUUGUUUCAAUUUUAUUUGUGCAUAACGACACUCUUGUGCUUGUUUUCAAUCUCGCUAUAUAUAUAUUAGAUCUAUUCUUUUUAACGAAAUUUAUAUUAAUUUUCUUUCAAUUUUUUGUUU